This is a messenger RNA of Acanthopagrus latus (yellowfin seabream), 2912 nucleotides long. RefSeq lists its product as uncharacterized. The record is from RefSeq and is a predicted model, not a curated record. Lineage: Eukaryota; Metazoa; Chordata; Actinopteri; Spariformes; Sparidae. Bases 188 to 2044 code for a protein of 618 amino acids. The transcript has 3 exons.
AGACCAGGUUUCAACACACGCACAUUUGGUUGUAGACCUCAUUACUGCUCAGAUCAGUACGUGGAAACUACGCUUUGUCAUUGGGAGACGAAUCACACACAUUUUGUGGUAGACUUAUUUUCUGCUAGUGUUAAAACUCAGACUAGUACGUGGAAACUACGUUAAGUUACUGAGAGACGAUUCAAAGAUGAUCGAUCAGAAUCCAGCUACGGGCAGCAUGGAAACAACAGCCACACAGGACACAACUCAGACACAGGAGCCAUUUGGCACUGAUACUUUUCGACCACAGGUUGAAUCCUUUUUUCAAAGGAUGACACCAGAAAGAUGGCGAAUGCUGAGUUUUGGUACUCCUGAUGGGGCCACAAAGAUUAUGCUGGCAGACCUGCUUUUACACAUUAAAACAUCUGUGUGUAAAGAGUUGCUGGCCCAUCUUAGGAGACGUGCAGGUGUGACUUUGGACAGUCACACACUAGAUGCGUACAAUGUUACCGACGGACUUACUCAGACUUUCGCUGAGACUCUGGGUGUUUCAGAUCCAGUCCAGUCUGUCAGCUCGAAAGCGUUGUCAGACUUGGUGGACAAAGAGAUCUCAGAGUCCGUCAACUCUGCUCUCUCCUCUAGUGCAGACAGCAGGGAGCACAUCACUCCCCCCAGCAGACUUAACGCUAUGGUUGAACAUGCCAGCAGAAUAUUAAAGGCAUUCGCAGCCAAGAUUAAGUUUUCUUCCAGUCCUGUGUUAGGUGGACGGAAGAAGGAUGAAAAACUUAAAUCUGCGUCAGUCAGUCAGUCAUCACUUGAAACAGUGGAAUCAGACGGCCAAGAGAAUAUCUCAUCAGAGGACAGCUUUGUGAGAGCAACAUCUAAAGCUGCCAUGAGAAUAAUUAGGAAAGAGCUGGAUGACAUUGCAGAACCUGUUUUGGAUGACGUGUCGGCAUGUGAGACGCUGCAAUCCGAAAGCUCUCAGCAGAUUAUGGUUGUUGCAGAUGACUUCGCUGAGCUGAUUGUUGAAAAGACUGCAAGUUUGGAAGAGACAGGCUUUGCAAGUUCCAGUCCAAAACCCAAACAGCAGCAAAAACUGAAAAUAGUGUGCAGCAAGAUAAAAACCUUUCUUGCUAAGAGUCUUGCCAGGGCCGGCAUUUGUCGCAUCGCAGCAAACCUAAAGGCACAGUUCCUUCAGGACAUGGACGAUGACAGCAGUCAGUCGUUGCAGUCGCUCAUAGAUAGUAUUGACUCUUUAAUUGAGACAGACCAGUGUGAAAAUGAUGCGGAUGAGCAGGCUUCGAUUCCUUGGUUCGAAAAGAUCUCCAGUGGUGAAUCCCAGGAGGUCACGCGGGAACUGAGUGAUGUCCUCUACAGUCACCUCACAAAUGGAGACACCCCCGAGGUUUUCCAAGAAAUACAAACACCUGGGGCACAAACCUGGUCGAACAGAGAGGUUGCCAUUUCACGCUCUGUCAUGUAUGCUGACAUAGAGAUGCAAGUGAGGAAUUUUCUAGCCCUAAUGAGCUGGUGGCUGUAUACUCAGAGUGACAGCCACAGUCAAAGUGUGACACGGACUUUAAUGGACCAGGUGCCAAAGUCUCCCAAGACAGCCUCCAGAGUUGAGGACACACCAAAGGUGGUACAAAACAAAUUGUCUGUCCGACUGCUCGUUGAGAUGGUGGUUUGGGACACAUUCGUAAAAGUCCAUGUGAUUCCUGAAAAAAAAGAGGACAUCAUUCAGCGUUUAUUUAAAACCAUAUGGGCUAAGGUUGAAGGUGCAGAUUUAUACAUCAAAUCGUUAAAAAACCUCAGAAAGGCAAUUUUUAAAGAACUGUGUUUAAUUUCAGGCAGUGCAGAGACACUAUUGCUUGCAAUGAAUAUGGACGACCCAAGACUUGAUAGUUGCAUUGCACUGAUAUUUAAAGAUCACUUGACGACACCACCAAAACAACCUUGCGCCAUCAGCAGGUUCUUCUCCUCUGUGGGCGAAUUCAUCUCCAAAUCCUUCAGAGGUAGACGAAAGAUUGGUGUCCUGCCUACUGACAAUUUUCAACCUGUGUAAAACACGGGGUUAGGCAGAGAGAAAUUGUCCCCACCUUCAAAGAUCAUCUGACGACACCACCAAAACAACAUAACGUCAUCUGCAGGUUCUGUGGCCCGUUAACAGCCUGAGACCUGACGUGACAUGGGUUUACUCCGGGAUGCUCCGGUUUCUCCCACUUUCCUUGCAACCAUGAAGCUGAUGGGGGCUUUAAAGCCCUCAAAAGCUAAUUGGUAGCAGGAGGCUACCUUGAUGUCCAGGCUACUUCCUACUCCACUGGCCUCUGUCAAUGUAUAGAGCCCAGUGGAGCAGGAGGCGACCUAGAUGUCCAGGAUAGCUUAAAAAAAACAACUUCUUUUCCUACUUUCCAUAGGAAAUAGACAAUUGGAAACUAGCCCAUAAUGGCCUGAGACCUGAGCCUAUCUGAAUUUGGGUGUUUCUUCUGUAAUGACAUGGGGUUUACUCCGGGAUGCUCCGGUUUUUCCCACUUUCCUUGCAACCAUGAAGCUGAUGGGGGCUUUAAAGCCCUCAAAAGCUAAUUGGUUGCAGGAGGCUACCUUGAUGUCCAGAACUGCAUGGAGAGGUUGAACAACCCAGCAGCAGAGGUAAAGGAGGACCUGAAGAGACCACUGCUCCUGUACCACAACAGAUCAACACUCCUCUCCGCAGAUACACUGAACAUUACAGAACGCUAAAAUAUAUCACAUCGAAUCAUCAAAUAAAGCUUCAGGUCUCUGGCUCAGGGGCUCGGUCAGUGAUCCCUCCAUGCCUCCAGUCUUCACACCUGUGCAGGAUUAAAGGGAAUCAAAGACUGAGCUAUCAUCUCCCAGUUUGAUCUGAUCCAGUCAGUCGGCACAGAACAAGUCUCAAUAAAUUAAUAUCCUGUGAA